AUGGCGGAUCUGUUCUUGAAACAAGCCGAGAUAUACCAGAAGUCUCGACCAAGUUAUCCACGAAAACUGUUCGAUUUCAUCGCCUCCAAAACGGCCAGCCACGACGUCGUUUGGGACGUCGCCACCGGCAGCGGUCAGGCUGCCACUUCCCUUGCAAGCAUAUACGAAAGUGUAAUCGGCACAGAUGCAAGCAAAAAUCAGCUAGAAAAUGCUCCAAAGCUCCCCAAUGUUCGCUACGAAUGCACUUCUCCGAAUAUUUCAAUGUCUGAAUUAGAAGAGAAGAUCGGGACAGAGUCAAGUGUCGAUUUAGUCACAGUAGCUCAAGCGCUCCAUUGGUUUGAUCACGACACUUUCUACAACCGAGUCAAAUGGGUACUAAAGAAACCGAAUGGUGUAAUCGCAGCAUGGUGCUACACUCUUCCUAAAGUUGAUGAUGAAUUCGACUCAGUGGUUAGAAAAUUUUACGCGGUUUCCAAACCUUAUACGGCUUUGGUAGUUGGAUUGCUGGAUGACAAGUAUAGCAACAUCAAGUUUCCCUUUGAUCCAGUUGAUGGAUGUGUUGAUACGGGUCCGUUUGAGUUUGAAAUCAAGCAGGUGAUGAGUUUGGGUGAGUUGUUUACGUACAUUCGGUCAUGGUCGUCGUACCAAACGGCAAAAGAUAAGGGCGUGGAGUUGUUGAGCGAUCGUGUGAUGGAGGAAUUCAGAAAUGCUUGGAAAGAGGACGAGAAUGGCGAAAGGAUCGUCACAUUUCCGGUUUAUUUAAGGAUCGGGAAAGUUGGAGAUGGCAGUCCGGUCAUGCAGCCGCGCUACUCGGAUUGGAUUGCUGAGAGGACGUAG
This is a messenger RNA of Helianthus annuus (common sunflower), 837 nucleotides long. Its product is annotated as putative methyltransferase DDB_G0268948. Lineage: Eukaryota; Viridiplantae; Streptophyta; Magnoliopsida; Asterales; Asteraceae. The transcript is spliced from 2 exons. Gene Ontology annotation, molecular function: S-adenosylmethionine-dependent methyltransferase activity. The coding region runs from base 1 to 837 and encodes 278 amino acids. The record is from RefSeq and is a predicted model, not a curated record.